This is a messenger RNA of Clupea harengus (Atlantic herring), 1457 nucleotides long. It is a transcript of the gene ing5b, whose product is annotated as inhibitor of growth family, member 5b. NCBI's taxonomy places the organism in Eukaryota, Metazoa, Chordata, Actinopteri, Clupeiformes, Clupeidae. Gene Ontology annotation, cellular component: nucleus. The record is from RefSeq and is a predicted model, not a curated record. Gene Ontology annotation, biological process: regulation of DNA-templated transcription.
CUUUUUUCUCUAACCUGAAGAAGAAUAUUGUGAUUUACUAGCGCGGGAUAGAUGAAAGUCAUAUUGACAUCAGUAUGGCUAAAGCUGUGUACUUGGAACAUUAUCUUGAUAGUAUCGAGGGCUUGCCUUACGAACUUCAGAGGAACUUCACUUUGAUGAGCGAGUUAGAUAAUAGAACGGAAGAGCAGAAGGCUGAGAUUGAUAAACUUGCAGAAGACUAUGUUGCAAAUGUAAAGAAUCUGGCCUCUGAACAACGUGUCCAGCAUCUACAGAAGAUUGAAAAUGCUUACACGAAAUGCAAAGAGUACAGCGAUGACAAAGUGCAGCUUGCUAUGCAGAUAUACGAACUGGUAGACAAACACAUUCGUCGAUUGGAUGCUGACCUGGCUCGUUUUGAGAACGAUCUGAAGGAUAAACUUGACUCAAGCAGUCAGGAGAGCUCAGAUGAGAAAAGAUUGAAGAAGGACAAAAGUGUCAGGGACAAGAAAGUGUCCAGGACCCAGAAAGAUUCUGACCCAGACUCUCCUGGGAGGAAAAAGGUGAAAAACAGGAUAUUUCCCCCCUCUGUCCUCAGCCCCAACAACACUGACUUGGCUAUGCACCCAUCCGAUGUGCUCGACAUGCCAGUGGACCCAAAUGAACCAACCUACUGCCUGUGCAGUCAAGUGUCAUAUGGGGAGAUGAUUGGCUGUGACAAUCUUGACUGUCCAAUAGAAUGGUUUCACUUCGCCUGUGUUGGCCUGGCAACCAAACCAAAGGGGAAAUGGUAUUGUCCUUGCUGCAUCAAGGAGAUGAGAAAAAAAUAAUUAGCUUGAAUCGUCAAAUAUGCAAUGAAUGCUUUCAUAAAACACCAAAUUCUGUAAUCCCUGAACAGGCUCAUCAGACCCAGCAUAUUACUCUCCAGACGGCCUUUAAUUCAGCUCAUAACGAAUGAAUGAAUGAAUGCUGGUGUAUGUCAGUCUUCUUUCCCCAUGAUGCCAUUGUAGGCCUUGAUGAAUAUAAAUGAUUUGCACUCAUGUACUGUGAUAGCAGAGCAGCACUAUCGGGAAACAGGAAUGGAAAGAGAGGUUAGCCCAAAAAGGCUGGGGGGGAGGGGGUGGGGGGGCAGUGCAUGUUCUAUAUUUUAGCAUUUCUGCACAUUUGCUGUUCUCUCUUUUCAGGUAAUAUUAAUUGCGUUUUUUAUUGAAAACUUGAAGAGUCAGACAGUCUGUACAGGGAUAUGACAAUAAGGGGUAAAAUGCAGCCUUGUUUGCAUCACUAAUUCACAAUUCCAUACAUGUUAAAAAUAUAUAUAGUAGAUGUUACUGCUUCUUCCCAAAGAUAUUGCAUCAAUAAUGUUUUAACAGUGUAUUAUCAAUCAAAAUGUCACUCCUUGUUUAAAUGUAAAACUAUGCAUUUGCAUUUUAUGUGAAAUUCUAUGUUAUUUUUGCUAAUAAACUUGUAAGAGGCACAAUCCA